This is a messenger RNA of Erythranthe guttata (spotted monkey flower), 888 nucleotides long. RefSeq lists its product as uncharacterized. The record is from RefSeq and is a predicted model, not a curated record. NCBI's taxonomy places the organism in Eukaryota, Viridiplantae, Streptophyta, Magnoliopsida, Lamiales, Phrymaceae.
AUGGAGAGUAGUCGACGUCGUCAAACAAAUGCCAAGAAAACCAGCAGCAGGCGGCUGUGCUGCGACGACGCUGACACCGUCAGAGUUCCGUUCCAAAUUGUGACAACCACCCUCAUCAGUCUCCUCCUUCCUCUCUCAUUCCUCCUCCUCGCCCGCCUCUCAACCGCUCAAUACAUUCUCUCCGCCACCAACAACUACCCCAAGGCGGCGGCGGCGGCAGUGGCGGAGCCCACUUCCUUGUUAUGCUCAUUUUUUUUAAACUCUAAAAAACCCACAAUUCUCCACAUUCUAGUCACUCUCAUAACUGUAUCAUCUCUAAGUUACGCCUUAACCGGGAAAUUCAUACUCCUGGUCAACCAUUCAUCUGAUCAUAUUCAUCCCUCAACAAGACGACGCCGUUUAUACGCUGCAUGGUGGUUCCUCUUCGUAUUCCAAGUUUGCGUUGGAUUAUGGAUCGAAGGAAGCAUCGCCACCGGAAUCGACGGCUCUGGUUUUGGUCGAGAGAACAGCUUUCUCUUAAGAGUUGUCUUCUUUUUUGGUCUGCACGAAACGAUUGUGUUCUGGGGGAGGACGGUGGUGAAGCCGGUGGUGGAUGACACCAUAUUCGGUUAUUGGAGGAAGGAAGGAUGGGUUGAGAAGGCGGCAGUAGGGCUGAGCUACGGCUGGUUUUGGUGGUGGAGGCUUAGGGACGAGGUGGAGGCGCUGGUUGUCGUGCCUUCCCUCAAGACCAGCACCACCGGAGUUGGAGUUGGAGUGGCCGAUUUCAUGGGCUGGUGCCUUUAUUAUCUCACGGUCACCAUUGGCAUUGUCAGGAUCGUCAGAGUCUUUAUACUUACGGCCCUGAUUUUGACACGUCGGAGAGAGGAAGGAAAUGAUGACAAGGUCUGA